Mytilus trossulus (common blue mussel) is the source of this 1197-nucleotide messenger RNA. RefSeq lists its product as uncharacterized. The coding region runs from base 1 to 1125 and encodes 374 amino acids. NCBI's taxonomy places the organism in Eukaryota, Metazoa, Mollusca, Bivalvia, Mytilida, Mytilidae. The transcript is spliced from 6 exons. The record is from RefSeq and is a predicted model, not a curated record.
AUGGCUUUACGGGCCCGAUCAAGAGACAUAUCAACAACAAAUAUGGACAUGUCAGCAAACUUAAAGGACGACGAGCCGAAACAGCAGGCUGUUGUCAGGUUUUGUAGAGGCAUAAUAAGAGUAGCUCAGUUCGAGUUGGCACUUAAAAACAGGGAGCAGUUAGAGGAAGCUAUACUGGUUGCAGAAGCCAGAGAAGCAGAACUGGCAAAGGAAUUAGGAAGGUACAGAUAUGGGGACAGGUUUGAUGAAAAAGAAAUGUCAAUUUUUAGCAGCGAGUUUUCUCCAGGGAAGCAAAGCGUUGCCGAAUUCCAAUUUACUCACAAUGAGUUUGAAUGCAUUGAAAGGGAAAUAAAGGAAUCCGAAGAAAAAGAUAGAAGAGAAAUACUUGAAGAGUUAAAGACAGAAACCGAGAGACAUUCCUCUGACACAACUGAAACAUACAGUGAUAUUACAGGGACAAACUCAGAUAAAAUUGACACAGAGGCAGCCGAAAUGAUAGAUUUAAGAGCAUCAGUAGACCAGGAUACAUGCACUAUAUCACCAGGUUCGGUGAUUCCAAAAAGGAGUGGUAAAAUAGUUGCAGUAAACCCCUUCAUUACGAGGAAUUUCAUCAAUUUCAAAUAUCGGGAAACAAUUCAGCAGAGUAUUUCACAAAAACAAAAUGAGCAGAUUGGAAAAGGAGAGAGACUUAACACCAGAACGGUAACUAAAUUGGAGAAGAAAAGGAUGAAGGAAGAAGAAAUUAUCUUUAAGAAGUAUCUUAAGGGAGCCAAUAGGAGGAUGGAAAAAUACAAAAAGGAAAGCAGGAAACAGCUGGAGAAAGAAGAGGAGGAAAACAAAAAGAAACUGAAAAGGGAACAAAAGGAACGAGCAAGACUUGAAAAGAAAGAAAUGAAAGACAGAAAGAAAUUACAGAAAGAAAUUAUAAAGAAAGAAGAAACAGGAGAGAAAAACGAUAAUAUUAACAUGCCAGUAGUUAUUGAAAAUAUGGACAUUGCCAUGAAGAACAGUGAUGAAGAUUUCAAAGAUGAUGGAAAAGGAAAUCUUAACAACGAAGAAAAGAAAAACACUAUAGGCAAAAGACUACAGGAUUUUUUCAGAUCUUUGAUUUUUGCAAAGAAGUGAUGUAGACAUUUAAGAAUUUGUUAUUUUAAAUUUUAGUUAUCUGUUAGUUUCAUCUCAAUAUAAUAUUCAAUU